AUGUCACCAAGUGUUGUUGCUUCACGAAAUGCUGAAUGUGACACUCCUAAAGGCUUCAGAGUCAAUGCUGCUCCUGUUCUGGCAGCCAAAGUUGGAUUCAAGUGCCCUGUAUGUUCAAAAUUUGUAUCUUCUGAUGAAAUGGAUUUACAUCUUGUGAUGUGUUUGACAAAACCGAGGAUAACCUACAAUGAGGAUGUGCUGAGUAAAGAUACUGGGGAGUGUGCAAUAUGCCUGGAAGAGCUGCAGCAAGGAGAUACUAUAGCACGGCUGCCUUGCCUCUGCAUAUAUCAUAAAGGCUGCAUAGAUGAAUGGUUUGAAGUAAAUAGAUCUUGCCCUGAGCAUCCAUCAGAUUAAGACAAGAUUCAUGUUUUUAGCUGCUUCCACUGAUCGGAAAACAUAGGAGACUGAGGUUCCCUCGCUGAACACAGCGUGCCUGGCUUGAGACUUACGGUUCUUUGGGGCUGAGAAGGGCAAACGUGGACAGUGACGUGGAAUAAACAUUGCAGAGACCCGUUACUUGCCAGUAGUGCUCAGUAUACCAAACACUCAUGCAAAGGACACACAGGGAUUUUGAAAAUGCUGCACCUUCUGUAUCAGUCCACUCCCCACAGACGUUAUUGAUGCUAUUUUCUACUGAAAGGCCAAAGUUCCUAAUUUCAGCCUAACUUCUGGUUCUGUGAAGAAGCCGAUUCUUGGACGCGUUUCCCACUGCCUCAAGUGGAAGCUGAGACGUUCGAUACAUGCUCUCUGAGACUCUUAACAGGAGGAUGGCCCCGUUUUUGAGAGGGAACGCUUUCACCUUCUUAUUGGCUGAAGAAGAGUAAAUGGCAACCUAAAUAUAAUAUAAUCUAACAGUGUGACCUUAUUUACUGAAAUCACGCCCUAUAGUAUGUUCUUCACUUUUUUCAAGAGCAGAAAACCUAAACUUCUCUGCAUAGGAAUCCUAUAUUUCAAAGUUUUGUAACUGAACCUUUGUCACAAUGCAGUCCAAAGAGUAAAACCAAGACAGGUUAACUAAUUUAUAUUGAUCAAGCUAUAGGGAUCGUUGAAAUCUGCACAUUGUGUUGCUAUUUAAGUAACUAAAACUUCUCUUUUACUGCUUGUGAGUGAAACCGAAAAAGAAAUGCAGCAAAGCAAAAUCUUACAGCUAUGCAACUUUUUUUUUUUUAAUAGGAAAAAAAAAAAAGAAGAAUUACCAAUUUUAAGUGCUGCCAGUUAAGGUAAUUUGUUUAACGGGUAUUUUUUUAAAAACUAUUUCAGGUAAUUAUUUUAUUAUACUACUCUCAUCUCCAGGCUGCCUCCUGAGGUGUAAAUGAAUAACUGCAAAUGUGGGCACAGCAAGUUUUUUGUAGGCGUGGGAGAUAACAUCGAGGUAGGAUUUGUGUUUAAUUUUUAAAACACUUAUACGCAAGCUUUUUUUGUUUCCUUGUUUUAAUAUUUUUUGAUGGCAGGAUCUGUAGUACUUUGCAUGUGAAUCAUUGGUCUCUUCAUGUGAAGACUGGCAUUUGACAGUGUGAUUUGAUUUUUUUUUUUUUAAGGCACCUGCAUUUGUUUAAUUUAUUGUUAUUUUACUAUGUUAUAUUGAUACAACCAGGGCUCCAUGAAAUGUAGGAUGUAUCUGGAGGAGUACACUAAGUAAAACUGUGGAUAAGUAUUAGUUCCCAUAAAGUAUCAAAGUUCAAAAAAAAAAAAAAGACAAAAAACUGGAACAAAUAUCAGGGCUUAGAAGCAUACUUUUUAUAUCAAGAAUUAAUUCAUAGUUUCUGAAUUUCAUAGUACAGGGAAGAGUUUAUGAUUAUUUAUUAGUGACAGACGUUUUAGUGGUUUCAGUAGUUAAAAUAAAUCGCACAACACUUUAAAUGUUUUUCUUGUGCAUACAUAAUUCUGCUUUCCUUUUUUGUUUAAAUACAUAUUUCUCUCUGUUGCUACUGUGAUUCAUAUCAAAAAGGGCAAAGAAAAGUAGCAACUGCUGCUAUCCAGGAAAACAAGUGCAUUGCAUGUUAUUAGACUCCUAUCUUGCUUGCAGAGUGAUUCUUGCCUGGAUAACGUUUUCCCCUGAAUGUUGUUCUGUGAAAUGCCUUUGUUGUGCUGCAAAUCAGGAGGAGUCCAAGCUAGAUAACAGUCAUGAUCAACAGUGCGGUUUCUGCAUUUUUUUGACUUGCAUAACUGGUUUCAACUGAACCUGUAGCUAUGGGGCCCUAUUGUAUUCCCUUUUUCAGUGGGAGCAGAACCAUUUUGUCAUACUUUCAAUUCAGUAGUCAUAUCAAAUGUACAGUAGUUUCCUGUACAGAUUCCUUUUUAGCAGAGAAUCAUUGUGUUGCCUUGUAUUAUCAUUAAGGGAGGAAAAAUUACAGCACCUGUAGUAUUUUAAUAGUGAUGUUGCCUGGAGGUCCACUUUUCCGAUGUUUUGAAUUUUUCUGUCUUCUGAAAGUAAAGCAUUUGCAUUGAUUCAAUGUUUACUGUUGGCUUCAUGCCUAUAGGAACUGAUCUGUAGUAUGUAAAGGAGGUAGGUUAGUGUUUUGGUGUCCCAUGCUCCAAGGUCGUAGAUAGUCUUUGGCUUGGGGAUGAAAUAGAUAAAUAUUUAUAAACACAAAUCUGUUUACAACUUAAGCUUAGUUUCAGUAGUUCAUAUUUUAGUACAUUAGCUGCUUUUUUUUUUUUUUUUUUUUGGUAAACCUUGAUUUUCUGCAAUCAGAUGCAAGUAGAUGGUUUGAAGACCCAACAGUCAUCACUGCUGACCUACACUCAGGGCCGAUGUUGGAAAAGCGUGCCACUAGCAAUUGCUUCAAAUCUGUGGUUUUGCAGGCAACAGUUGGCCCAGUUGAGCAGCAAUACUUUGGAUUAUUUGAUACAAGGUCAGCCUUAGACCCUAGUUUUGCAUUCUCAGUAUACAUAAAUGUCCUUUCAAAACCUAUGGAAAGUUGGCUUGUAUCAAAACCUGUAAUAUGGACCAAGCCUACAGUGACCCUAGACACAUAAGACUGGUGCUUAGGUUUAAAAAGUCCUGUGGAAAUUCACCUGCAUUAAGCUUUCUAUCACCAGCUAUGUUGGUCAGUUGGAGAUGAGCGCGCCGUAUACGCAACUCUAGUUAUUGGCAACACCUUCAUUUUAAAAACAUCCUCACAGCGGUCCUGAAUCAUUGUGCUUCAAAAGAGGGAAGAAACACCAAACAAAGAGUCCUUUUGUCUCAGUCACAGAACACCAUGCUUGUCCACAAGAAGCAAUAAGUUAAAUUAGGAUGUGAUAUGCUUCUUUGCCUGUAAAUAUAUUGAGAUUGCCAAUUCUAUGUUGUCUCAGAAUAUUUUCUGUUAUCUGGCCUAUAUCUUCUCAAAGUAUGUAAGGCUGUGAAGCAAUUUCCAUACUCAGGUCUGCUAUUAACAAGCUGCUUGCCAGAAGAGGAAGAGUAGACACAACGCUGUCUUGAAAUGUGAGGUUUUUUUGAGUUUGUAACAUAACUGGGUAUCUUUAGUAGCAACUGUUUUUCUAAAGUUAAUAGUGCAAGUGGCUAUGAUUGGGAUUGUAUAUAACUGUAGUCCAUACAAUGCCAAGAGAGCCAUGCUACUGUCAGUACAGGGCACUGAUUAGCCUGUCUGUUAUAAAUCAGUACAUCUAUAAUAACAUUUUUCUUUGAAGUAAUCAGCUAAUUUUCUUUCAACAUGUACAUUAGAUGGUGAGUUCAAUGGGACAUAAGGAAAAAUAUGAAGCACACUGCAAAUUGGCAGUAUUUUAUUUUGGGGAAAAGUAAAGUGUAAGACAGAUGGUCUUGUUUGUAAUCAAUUUAAUUUUCAUAUUCAAGGGUAAGCGUACUGCAGUAUUUUUAAAUGGUAAGUUUGUAGGUAAUGUACAAAGAUGUGGGUGGAUACUUGUGACCUUUUUUCUCUCUCUACUCCCCCUCUUUAUGAUAUAAAGAGGGUUUUAUGACUUAAACAAUCUUGAGAUUUAUAUAUUUAUCCUAGUUCUUAAUGUUAGGAAUACUAGCUUUUUAAUUAAAUUUUUGCUGAAAGGCUGGAGAGCUAGUAAACCUGACUCCCAGAAGACUAAAAUCUCAGCAAACGGGGAAAAGAUAAUUUUUAGUCAGAAAUCUAGAUCUUUGGUGUUUAUAGAUGGCUAAUGUCUAAUACACGUGAGAUGUGUUUAUGGACGUUUUUAGUAUGCCUUCUUUUCCAUUGGAGGGCUUCAGAAACUCACCUCAUUUUUCCUGUGUUCCACCAAAAGCAGGGAACUCGGCACUUGAAUAUUCUUGCUAUCUCUAAGUAAACAGCAACAAAGCAUACGUUGGUUCUGGUGCAAACUGUGAUAUCUCUGAGUUUCUGUGAAUUUUAGCUGCUUUGUCACAUUGAAAAAGAACAUUUGUGUGUAAAUUUGGUUUUGCUGUUUUGUACCUGCUGAUUCUGAUGUACAGUUGCAGUUUCCCGAGAUCCUGGAGUACAGAAAUGCUACUACGGGAUCUUCCAACUUACCUUUGCUAUGGGAGAUUAACUCAUUUUUUCCGACUAUGCUACAUUUUGUGAUUCAGUUUCUACCCCUCAAAGCUUAACACUCAUUAUCAGAUUCUUCCCUUCUUCCUAGAUGAAGAAAUGAUACUUCUUUAGAGUCUUGUCCCCCUUAAUCCUUGGAAAUGCUUUCCAUUGGCAUCAUUAAGAGACAAGUAAGAGAAUGUAGUUGGAAGAGGAAGGCUUAUUACAGUUUUGCUGCCACCCAGACAAACUCUGCCCCCCACCCCCCCACCCCGUGGCAGUGUCAUCAGCUUGUGCCACUUAGGUUUUUGUCAUCCAAAAUAUGCCGUGUGAGAAAUUUGCACCAGAACUGUGGCCAGUUUCUGCUUCCGAAAUGCAAAACGUCUAUGAUGUUUUUCUGCAUAAAUUAACAGAAGCGCUGUUUGCUCCUAAAAUCAGGUUGAAGAUGGUUUAGCCUGUUGAAAAAGAACAGCGUUGAGAGUCUCUGCAGUUGCAUUUGGUUAUCUUGUGAGUACGGUGCUACGAUUUGGUUUGCUUCUCAAGCCACUGCCUAGUGUACUGCACAGUAAUUUCUCAGUGAGUACAUCAGAGCUGAUGACAGGAUACACUGUAAAAUGACCUAAUUGUGGGGCAUUACUAGUUGCUGAAGUCUUGCUCAGAUACACUGUCAUAGGACUAUCCUGCACCUGAAGAUUGGACUUGGUUCUGUCUCUGACCUAAUAAGUUGCCAAUGUACAGUAGCUCGCAGGCAGCGAGCCUGCUAGUCGCUGAUCUUUCUGGCAGCUUUUAAUCUAUGUAUGUUUGUUUGAGAGACUUUUGCCCUUGGGUGUGCUUUGGCAAAGAUCUUGCAAUGAUAAGUCGGAUUUGCUUGAUUCUGGCAGAGUUUCAAAUGUAAGUAACCUGACGUUGCAAGUACCUAAUCUGUUGCUGAAUCCUGUUGCUCUUGUUUUCCCUCAGAUCUGUCCUUUUUUUUUUUUUUCCCUCUCCAAUUUGUUGUUUUUAAUAGUAAACACUUCUCAACAUGAGUGGUCAUGAGCUCCUGAGGUGUGAAAUGUAGCAGGAAAAGGCAUCAAAGCAGGAUUCUGUGUUCUUCCUGCAUAUAUUAAGAUGAAGCUCAAGUAUUCAUUAUUGUACAGUAAAAAAAUUCUCUUCUAGCUGAUAUUGCCAAAGUACUGUAACUUGCGAGGCAGAAAGGAGGCAGCUUAGGUGGAGAGGGGACGUCUGCAUGAACUACGUAAUUUUAAAAGCUGCAGCAUCACGUUUAACAAGUGGUGAUCCAGCGUUAACCUUAUCGCUUGACUGAGAAACUCGUCUUGGCUCUCCUUACCAUUUAGCAGCUGUACCUGCUGGCAGAGGGCGCAGUGGGGGUAUCCCCCCUUUUUUAUAUGCCUCUUUCCACAGAACUCACCCUGUUGACAAAGUGGUAGAUGGUGGUAAACUCCGGGAUCGCUUAGGAAGCGCUACGUUUACGUGUAGCCAUAAUGGGCAAGAUGUCUUCCUUCCUUACCCUAAGCAGAAAUCAGAAUGUAAUUUGCCAUGUCUAAUGUAAAAGACAUUUGUAAUUUUUUUUCUUUUUUAAUUGAGCAGUAUGAUUGCAAGCUGACUUAAGUUGUUGUAAGGUACUUUUUUUUGAUGGUCUGCCAGUACAUAAUCAUGAAUGAAAAUAUUUUUUUAUUGAUUUUUUUUUUUUUAGGCUGUAUGUGUAACAUUCCAUUCAUGUAAAAUAUGUACAAAUAUAUGUAAUAAAUCUUUUGAAGCACA
This is a messenger RNA of Struthio camelus australis, 6218 nucleotides long. The record is from RefSeq and is a predicted model, not a curated record. NCBI's taxonomy places the organism in Eukaryota, Metazoa, Chordata, Aves, Struthioniformes, Struthionidae.